Python bivittatus (Burmese python) is the source of this 571-nucleotide messenger RNA. NCBI's taxonomy places the organism in Eukaryota, Metazoa, Chordata, Lepidosauria, Squamata, Pythonidae. The record is from RefSeq and is a predicted model, not a curated record.
AUGGGAGGUGACAGAGGCAUGAGCAACCAUGAGCAAGGCCUUGCGGUCCUGAAACAGGCAGAGGUAGAGGAAACAUUGAAAAGGAUUCAGUCCCAUAAAGGAGUUAUUGGAACUAUUGUUGUAAAUGCAGAAGGGAUCCCAAUCAGAACAACUCUUGAUAACUCCACCACAGUGCAAUAUGCUGGCCUUCUUCAUCAGCUCACCAUGAAAGCAAAGAGCACAGUCAGAGACAUUGAUCCCCAAAAUGAUCUCACCUUUCUCAGGAUUAGAUCAAAGAAACAUGAAAUUAUGGUUGCCCCAGAUAAGGAGUAUCUUCUUAUUGUUAUCCAGAAUCCGUGUGAAUAAAUCCACCACACCAAUGUAAGGAAACAGUGCUACAAUUUUUAAAAUGUCCAGUCUAGUCUGUACUAAAUUAAUGUCAUAACAUUCCUCUAAGAAACUUGUCAGGAAUGUAAAACUGUGGAAUCUAAAAAAGUCUUUGUUAUGUGCAAUCUCAUUGUAUUUGCCUUUUGAUUAUGAAAAUGUGUUCCUAACUCCUUAAAAAGUAAUAAACCCAAAUGUUUAAAGCAUG